AUGUUUUCCAGACAGUUUACGAGGCAACUUAUGAGACAGGGAAGAGCAUCUUUCUUCCCUAGGCAGGCAACUGACAUUUUCUCUACAGUUCGUUUUUACCACCCUAAGGUCAUUGAGCAUUACCAAAAUCCUAGAAAUGUGGGAACGAUGGACAAAAAUCUGCCUAACGUUGGAACUGGAUUAGUGGGAGCACCUGCUUGCGGUGAUGUGAUGAGACUGCAAAUAAAGGUGAAUGACAAUACUGGUGUUAUUGAAGAUGUCAAGUUUAAGACUUUUGGUUGUGGAUCUGCUAUUGCAUCAUCCUCAUAUGCUACGGAAUUGGUCAAAGGUAUGACACUAGAUGAGGCUUCAAAGGUAAAGAAUACCACCAUUGCAAAGGAGCUUUCGCUCCCCCCUGUGAAACUUCAUUGUUCCAUGCUCGCAGAGGAUGCUAUAAAAAGUGCCAUCAAAGAUUACAGAACAAAGAGACACAACAGAAAGCCUACUCUUGGACCUGAUGCUACAAAGUCGCAAACGAAUGGGGCAAAUGCACAUGCUUAA
This is a messenger RNA of Brettanomyces bruxellensis, 540 nucleotides long. RefSeq names its product iron-binding protein (gene ISU1). The coding region runs from base 1 to 540 and encodes 179 amino acids. The record is from RefSeq and is a predicted model, not a curated record. Gene Ontology annotation, molecular function: 2 iron, 2 sulfur cluster binding; ferrous iron binding. Gene Ontology annotation, cellular component: cytoplasm; mitochondrial matrix. The transcript has a single exon. Lineage: Eukaryota; Fungi; Ascomycota; Pichiomycetes; Pichiales; Pichiaceae. Gene Ontology annotation, biological process: intracellular iron ion homeostasis; iron-sulfur cluster assembly.